AGUGUGUGGAGCCCCAGUGUUGUGCUGACCAUGUGAGCUGGGUUAUGUGUGUGCUCUCGCCGCCGGGAUAUGUGAGGCAAUUUCUGGAUAUUUAGUUAAUAAAUGAGAAUAUUUUACCAGUGGCCGUAUGUUUACUUUGUGAGGAAGACGAAGAGAUAAGAAAAGCAGCCAUCAUGAGCAUUGACGCACAAGGAUUAAGGCACCUGCAGGCGCUACGUAGCUUCAUCGGUAACCUGGUGGACCAGGCGGAGCGUGCUGGCGGCUGUGAUUGUCACAAACCUCCAUCUCUUCUGCUAGUGGGCCCUCCAGGUGCUGGUAAAACCUAUCUGGUGAAACAGAUGAGCAAUGUGUGUGAGAUGCCAUUAUAUGGUGUUCACACUAAUCAAGUCAAAGGAGCAUCAUCAGUAAGAAAGCUCUUUGAACAAGCCAGAGACAACUACCCUUCACUGGUGUUUAUGGAUGAUGUUGAUGCCAUAUUCUCCAAUCAUGACGAGGAGCCCACCUGUUCAGCUGUAAUCCAGUCUAUUCGCGAUGAGCUCUUCAUACAGCUAGGGCCUCGUAAGCUGAAAAUUAUAGAUCCAAAAUCAACAAAAAAUCCAACAGAGGCCACCGUAGAAGUUCGAAGUGGAGUGAACGGUACUGGAGGGUCAGUAGGGAGUCGUGCUUCCAGCCGAGCUUCUACACUUUCUAGACCACCACCCUCGGCUCCACCUGAAGAUGAUGAUGUGUUAGAUGACGACUCUCAGUAUCCUGACAAUAAUGGUAUAAUUGUUGUGGCAGCCACCAGUGCCCCAUGGCUUCUAUACAAGGAUCAUGAGCUUCUGAGCAGAUUCCGUGGUGUGUACCUGGUUGGUCUACCUGACAAACAGACACGCUAUAAUUUGCUCAAGUCUCUCUUUCAAGAUGUCCACCAUAACCUCACAGAUAAAGACAUCAUGGUGGUGGCUGACAAGACAGAGGGGUUCACACCAGCUGACUUGAUGGUUGUAGUGAAAACACUUACAUACAGGCAGUUUUCCUUCCUGCUGUCUAUGGCCUCAGCACACACAGGAUCAGUUGGAUCUUCCAGUGAUGUUGGCUCCACAGGUUCACAAACACCACUGUCUUCAGAACUGUCUGAAACAGCAUCUGAAUCUGACCUUGAUGGCCUCCCAGAAUCUGAAGGGCACCUGAAGCGAGGUGUUGCUGCAGUGAAAGGAGGAAAAGCAGCAGCAGCAUCAGCAGCAGCAAAUGCUGCUAGUGGGGCUGUUCCAAAGAAGGACAUUAAACAGGCCACUAAUGGGACAAAGAAAGUUGCAGCAUCAGCAGCAAGCGUCGCUGCUCUUGGUAAUGAGUGGGAUUCUGAUUCAGAUGUCGAUGAACCACGAGUUAAUCCCGAGAGUCAGAGAGACGAGCAGCAGCAAAAGAAGAAUAAUCUGGAGAAUGCCAGAUUACCAACCCGUGUAUUGGAGAAUUCAUUGGUGUUGUCAAAACCAAGUGAAGAAAUUACUCCUGUCAAAAGUUUGAGGGAUCAAAUAUGUGUGCCUUCUCCAGAUUCUGCAAUUGGUCUUUCAAAGAGUAGCGAAGAGAUCGCCAACCCAAAAAACACAAGAUUGGAUGAGCUAAAUGUAGCACCUCGAACACCUUCUGAGAGCAGUAGUAGUGGGGUGACCUCUUCUGGCUGUGAUAGUAGUGAUAGCAGUGCAAUAGUAGAGGAUGGAGUGCGAGAAACAGACAGACAUCCACCUACCAGCAGUGACAGUGAAACUGAUGUAGAUGAAGCUGUGAAUACAAAUACUGAAAACAGAGAAGAAAGGACUACUGAGAAUUCUUUAAAACCUUCAAGUGAGACAGCUGCUUAUGUGGUCAGUACAGUGAUAGCAAAAGAGAAUGUUAAGUGUGAUGGUGCUCAUGUUGAAAUUAGGGAUAGUGAUGAAAUUGCAGAAAAUGAAAAAAGUGGCAAUGAUGAACGGGUUGGCACUCCAGUAGAGUUUGAACUGUAUUAUACUGAGCCUCCAGAGCCCAUGCGUGAUGAUAACUGUGCCAUUGACAGUGACAGUGACAAUGAUGUUUCAGAAACUCCACGAUCAAGGGGAGGGCGUCGGGUUGCUUUUUCAGGUAUGUCUACAAUGGAGCCACUGUCAGUGGAUGUGGGUGACAACUGUGGGCCACCCAAUGUAUCACUGGAUGAUCUACCGCCCAAUAUAACACUUGCACCUUCAAACUUACCCGAACCCAUGCUGGUUGAUGAUCAUCACCAGGAAGCAGCACCCAAUGCUAUUCUUCUCAGUUUGCUUUCUCGGCCGUCUCCUUCACGGUCAGACCGGCGUGACCACUGCCUUGAUGAUCCCUCUGAUAUAACCUCAUUUUUGCAUCCGGACCCUGACCUUGAUGUAAAUAAAACAUCUACUCCUGUUGAGCCAAUGGGACCCAUGUCUCCCAGUCCAAACCUGACACCAACCCAUACACCUACGCCCAGUGAAGGAUCAAGCCAUAAUGGAACUGUUGGUAGCUCAGGGAGUGGCACCCAUGCCUCAGUAGGCUCAACAAGCAGUGAGGUACACAAAAAAGAAGAUAGUGACUCAUCCUUUGAUCAUAGUGAUGGUCAUACUGUACCUUCUGAUAUAUCUACUGCAACUUGCAAUGAAACUGGAGAAACCAUGGAAUGCCGCACAGACUCUGAAGAACGAUUACAAGAGCUAGAGGAUGGCCAUGAACACCCAGACUCUGCCCAUGCCAGUGAUUAUGAUACACCUACUGAAGCAAAGGCAGUGGUUGGUGGGGGGGACAAUUCACUACUGAACCUUGAUGAUCUUGGUGAUAUUAGUAUCCAGCUCAUCACAUUGGCUGAUGUACUAGAAGUUGUAGCAAAAGGUUACAGGAGUGUUACAGAUGAAGAGAUUAAGCGAUACACAGAUUUUAUGGUGUGGUUUUCCAAUGUGGCCAAAUCUGCCUGCACACACUCAAAAGAUGGUUCUCACAAAGCCAAUGCACCCCUUCUAGAUGAUAUUAGCAUAGACUCCACAGUGUAUGACACUCCAAGCAUUGCCAAGAAGAGAAAGGGUCCUCUUCGUAAACUAGGUCGAUUUCUUCUCAAGGCCCUUAUGUUCAUACUUGACUGAAGACUAUUGUGUUACUGGUGGACGAAAUAUAAUAGUGCUCAGGAGCCAUCGAGAAAUCCUAGUCUCAGUGGAGACUGGUUGUUUAAACAUCUUGGGUUGUUUCAUUAACCAGUACAGGCUGGCAUAAUGCUCUCUCAUAUCUAUGGAAAUAAGCAGCUUCUCUACAUUUGCAUUAUUUCUUUAGUAUAAAUCAAGAGCCAAGAAUAUACAGUAGCAGCACUACAGGCAACUGUAAACAUGUGGAACACUGAUGAAUGUUGCAGCAAAUGUCUAGUUAUUUGUUUAAAACCCGUAACCUAUUGCUUUUGUGGUGAAGGCCAUAAGUAGUGCUUAGUUAUGAAGAGGGUAUAGUACCAGUGCUGGGCUUUCCAAGCAGUGAUGCAAAGCUUGUGUAAAUAUAUAAGGUAGAAGUAAAUGAGCUUAACCGCUGUUAUAUGUAUGGUAAUAUUGUAUUUGGAAAUAAAAGCUUAUAUACUUUAAAUUAUAUGCUGUAAUAGUUGCGAGAAAAUUUUUGCCUUAAACUCGUCAGACUUUUGAUAUGACAAAAUAAGUAUUGAAUCAUGUAGCAUGGCUCAUGUUCCUCACAUGUCUCCUAGGGAGUGAGGUAACUAGUUAGUGGAUGUCUAAUUGGUUGAUUUGUCAUUGAUAAUGAAUUUUUUUAAUGGUUUAGAAAAAGAAAUUACUAAACAUGUAAAUACAUUAUAUAUAGUGAAUACGUUUGGCUCCUGAUUGGCAUAAAAAAACCGACAUUCAGUGAAUGUUGAAAAUAAGCUUUCUUGGGGUUAAUUUACUUGCUCUGCUUUUUUUUUAGGCAAACAGCCAGAUCACUUAUUGUUAUGACAAUCUACUUUACAAAUAUAUCAUUCUCUUGUGUUCAUAGUACAGUACCUUCUUGUCACUGUUUAGACAUGUAACCUUGUAUUUAAUUUUUAGAGAUCUGUUCAUGAAAUAUUCUCUAUUAGAGCUUCAAAAUUACCAAAGUAAGUAUUAUUUACAUACGAAAUGAUAUACGUGAAGUUUGUAUACAUAGAUGUGUACCAACAUAAUCCAGUGUAAAUUAAUGAGGACUUCUGUUGAAUGGAUUAUCUACUAUUUUAUGGCAACUUUGUUUUUUUUUUUUUGUUAGUUUUACUAUAAUUGAGGUAAGUAUUAAACCCAUAGGGGGGCAUACAGCACAAGGGGAGUUGGAGUUUCUCUCCCCCCCCACCCCCUUACUGUUUGUGUAGGGUUCUUGGUAGGUUGACAGUGUUCAAGACAUUUAGUGCUCUUUAAUUACUGUGGAACAGUAAAUGGUAUACAUCUGUAUUUUAUGUUCAAAUAAGUCACAACCACUCAAGUUCCUCAUUAUUACAUUUGAAAUUAUAUAUUUUUUAUUAUGUUAUGUUGUUAAUGCAUUAAAUUACCUUUUAUGAGUUAUUGAAAGCAAUAAAUGUAUGACCAUCUUUCUUUGAGGGAAAUUAUGAUCUUCAGUCUAGCAUGCAUUUGUAUAUAUGUGAUAAUGUGAAUACAACAUUUUUACUUCACUUGAAGACAUUUUGAAGUUCAUAAAUUAACCUAGCUAUGCUGGGAUUUAAGUGUUGAACUCUGGUUAAUGAAAAGUAAGAAACCUUCAGAAAACAGCCAGCCAUAAUUAUUAGUCAGUGGGUUAUACAGCACCUGGAGGAAUGAGGUACUCGAGUUUGAUCCAAAGGAAUCGGGAGCCUGUCACUUAUCAAGGAAUAUCUCUUGCAGGGAUGGAUAGUGGUAUAUGAGAUUGCAUAUCUCUGUCAGAGAUCCUCUUCAGAUUGCUGAAGAGGUCAGGGGGAUAUUGAUCCAAGAUAUUGGACAUGCCCUUCCUGGAAUUAAAAAAUGUAUGCUUCUCAUGCCCCAAAGCACUGUAUGAGCCCUAUGGGUUUAGUGCUCCCUCAUUACUGUAAUAUAUUUAUGCUUGAAUUUCCUGUCCAAGUAGUUUCUUGCUUCUUAGCCUGCCAGUGUUUUGGCAGAGUAAGGAAAACAUGUUAAUGAUUGGUUCUGCAAUCUUCCCCUCAAAGAAAAAUAUUAUUGCUAAGAAACUGAAACAAAGUAUUUAAAAAAUAGCAUUAAUAUAUAAGAAUACAUUUGUGAUUACUAGAAAAAGGUAUAAAUAAAAUGCAUUACUAAUUUUUUAA
This is a messenger RNA of Cherax quadricarinatus, 5248 nucleotides long. RefSeq lists its product as uncharacterized. Gene Ontology annotation, biological process: vacuole organization; endosomal transport. Gene Ontology annotation, molecular function: ATP hydrolysis activity; ATP binding. Lineage: Eukaryota; Metazoa; Arthropoda; Malacostraca; Decapoda; Parastacidae. The record is from RefSeq and is a predicted model, not a curated record.